Molecule: messenger RNA, 991 nt
Organism: Rhagoletis pomonella (apple maggot)
Lineage: Eukaryota; Metazoa; Arthropoda; Insecta; Diptera; Tephritidae
Gene: wbl
Product: protein windbeutel
Exons: 1
Coding region: 141-941 (266 amino acids)
Biological process (GO): protein secretion
Cellular component (GO): endoplasmic reticulum; endoplasmic reticulum lumen
Source: RefSeq, a predicted model, not a curated record
GCUAAUCUACCUUUCUUUUCCUAUUCGUGUUUAUUCAGUCAUAAAAUUUUGCCGGUGGUGUUGAAGUGACGAAAGCACGACAACAAAAUUUGUACAACAGAAUAAACUGAAAAAUUUGAUAAGCAGAAAUUUUAAUAUACAUGUAUCUAAAUAUGCAAACGCCAAUAAAGUACCUGCCAAAUCUAGUUGCCAUUGUUGUGUUCAUCAUUUGGACGCCAGCGACAGAGGCCAGCUCAUGCGCCGGCUGUGUGGAACUGGAUGAACUGAACUUCGAUCAGACUAUCGAGCGCUUCCCUUACGCUCUGGUCAAGUUCGACAUAGCUUUUCCAUAUGGCGAAAAACACGAAGCUUUCGCCGCAUUAUCAAGGGCGGCACACAAAGUUACCAAGGAGCUGCUGGUAGCUACUGUUGGCAUCAAAGACUACGGCGAGAAUGAAAACAAGGAACUGGGUCUAAGAUUCAAUGUGGACGACAAGAAUUUCCCCGGUAUUUUGCUCUUCAAAGAUGGAAAAGUGGAUAAAUUUGAGCGCUUUCCCGCUUAUCUGGAUGUGACAUUGGACAAUUUGAAAAAAUUCGUGACGCAGAAUACGGAAUUGUACAUUGGACGCGAUGGCUGUUUGAAGGAGUUUGAGGAAUUAGUAAAAAAAUAUGCCAACAAAGAGGACUCCGAACAGAGGAAAUUGAUAGAAAAAGCUGAAAAAAUAUCGCAAGAGCUAACGAGCGUAGCCGCAAAGACAAGUGCUAAAGCGUAUAUCGUUUUCAUGAGGAAAAUCAAUGAGAAGGGCUACGACUAUGUGGAGGAGGAGACAAAGAGGUUGCAGCGUCUGAAAGCUGGAAAAGUAACGGAUGCAAAGAAAUUGGAGCUGCAACAAAAGCUUAACAUACUGGAGGCAUUUAGAGUGACUAAACUGACCAAAGGGUUGCCAAACGAAGAACUCUAAAAGUGAUGUACAAAUCGCAUGCAGAAAUAUGUACAUAGACACAUAAAAAC